CCCCACCCAGUCUCCUCAUCUUCUCCUCCCUCUCAUCGCCUCUACCGGCUGAGCUUUUACAAGCUCCAACAAGUAGCUGCGCCGUAUGCACGUCCACGGUGUCUCUCCAAUGGCGCUCCAAGCAUCGCUACCUUCCGCGUUCCUCGCGGCCCCGACCAUUGCUCACGCUUCUUGUCCGCGGCAGUUCAAAUUGCGUGCGAGCGCUGCGGCCGCGGCUAGCAGCGCCAGCGCCGGCGACGGGAAGGUGGUGACGAGGAAGGAGCCAACGACAGGCGCAUGGAAGAUCGAGUAUUCCAGCGAGAAGCCGGAGACGCCGCUGCUCGACACCAUCAACUACCCCGUCCACAUGAAAAACCUGUCCACCACGGACUUGGAGCAGUUGUCUGCGGAACUCCGGGCGGAGAUCGUGCACACGGUGUCCAAGACCGGCGGGCACCUGAGCGCCAGCCUCGGGGUGGUGGAGCUCUCGGUGGCGCUCCACCACGUGUUCGACACGCCGGAGGACAAGAUCAUCUGGGACGUCGGCCACCAGGCCUACCCGCACAAGAUCCUCACGGGCCGCCGGUCGCGGAUGCACACCAUGCGCAAGACCUCCGGCCUCGCCGGGUUCCCGAAGCGCGACGAGAGCGCGCACGACGCGUUCGGCGUCGGACACAGCUCCACGAGCAUCUCCGCGGCGCUCGGGAUGGCCGUCGCGCGUGACCUCCAGGGCAAGAAGAACCACGUCAUCUCCGUCAUCGGAGACGGCGCCAUGACUGCUGGACAGGCCUACGAGGCCAUGAACAACUCCGGCUUCCUCGACUCCAACAUGAUCGUCGUCCUCAACGAUAACAAGCAGGUCUCCCUCCCGACCGCCACCCUCGACGGCCCCUCCAAACCGGUGGGCGCACUCAGCAAGGCGCUCACCAAGCUCCAGUCUAGCACCAAGUUCCGCCGGCUCCGGGAGGCCGCCAAGACCAUCACCAAGCAGAUCGGCGGCUCCACGCACGAGGUGGCUGCCAAGGUGGAUGAGUACGCACGUGGCAUGAUCAGCGCCUCGGGCUCAACGCUCUUCGAGGAGCUAGGGCUCUACUACAUCGGCCCCGUCGACGGUCAUAGCCUCGAGGACCUCGUCACCAUCUUCGAGAAGGUCAAGUCCAUGCCGGCGCCUGGGCCCGUGCUCAUCCACAUCGUGACGGAGAAAGGGAAGGGGUACCCACCAGCGGAGGCCGCCGCGGACAAGAUGCAUGGCGUGGUCAAGUUUGACCCGACGACGGGGAAGCAAUUCAAGACCAAGAGCCCGACCCUGUCAUACACGCAGUACUUUGCUGAGUCGCUGAUCCGGGAAGCGGAGGGGGACGACAAGGUGGUGGCGAUCCACGCGGCCAUGGGCGGUGGCACGGGGCUUAAUUACUUCCAGAAGCGGUUCCCGGAGCGGUGCUUCGACGUGGGCAUCGCGGAGCAGCACGCCGUGACUUUCGCUGCAGGGCUCGCCGCUGAGGGCAUGAAACCGUUCUGCGCCAUCUACUCGUCAUUCCUGCAGCGCGGGUACGACCAGGUGGUGCACGACGUGGACCUGCAGCGGCUGCCGGUGCGCUUCGCCAUGGACAGGGCGGGACUCGUCGGUGCAGACGGCCCUACACACUGCGGCGCGUUCGACGUGACAUACAUGGCCUGCCUGCCCAAUAUGGUGGUCAUGGCGCCUGCCGACGAGGCGGAGCUCAUGCACAUGGUUGCCACAGCCAACGCCAUCGACGACCGCCCAAGCUGUUUCCGCUUCCCCCGAGGUAACGGCAUUGGCGCCGUGCUUCCUCUCAACAACAGAGGCACCCCCAUUCAGGUAGGCAAGGGGAGGGUACUCGUCAGCGGUAACAGGGUAGCCCUGCUAGGAUAUGGCACCAUGGUGCAGGCCUGCCUGAAGGCGGCGGAGGCACUGAAGGAGCACGACUUGUUCAUCACCGUCGUUGACGCCCGGUUCUGCAAGCCGCUGGACACGGAGCUCAUCCGUGAGCUCGCGGCCGAGCACGAGAUCCUCAUCACCGCCGAGGAGGGCUCCAUCGGAGGCUUCGGCUCCCACGUGGCGCACUACCUCAGCCUCAACGGCCUCCUCGACGGCCCCCUCAAGCUGAGAUCGAUGUUCCUGCCAGACCGGUACAUUGACCACGGCGCCGCGGAGGACCAGAUGGAAGCAGCUGGGCUGACGCCGAGGCACAUCGCCGCCACGGUGCUGUCCUUGGUGGGUCGGCCACUGGAGGCGCUACACCUCAAGUGAAUCAAUCAUCCAACUAGCAUGUGUCAGUGUUACACACCCACAUCCACAAUAUGACUCAGCACAUAAAAUAACGGAACUGCUGCUGCUCCCUAUUCCCUAACUGUCCCGGUGCAUGAACAGUACAUGCUGCCUUUGGCAAUGGCGGCAAGUUCUACGUGUGCGCUGCCGCGCAUGCCACCAUGGUAGUUUCUACCAAUUCGUUGGCGCAAGUGGUGCUUUACCCAAAACAAUCCAUGGAAGGGCUCGACAAUGCUACAACCCUAGGUAGCUGGAGAUGCCAUGCUAAUGUCCGUCAGUGCGCAUGUUCCAAUGCUUUAAGUCCAGAGAAGAUACAUUGGAGCCAUGCUUUGAGCCGGUGGAUAGAUACAUACAUACACAUGCUGACAUGCAUCCAUAUGUUUUUCCCUUGGGUAUUGUACAGAUGGUUGUUGCACGUCUAUUAAUUAAUUAAUUAAUCAGACCAUGAAAUGAAAUAUCUUGUCUUUAGUUCA
Messenger RNA from Triticum urartu, 2742 nucleotides. RefSeq names its product putative 1-deoxy-D-xylulose-5-phosphate synthase 2, chloroplastic. Gene Ontology annotation, molecular function: 1-deoxy-D-xylulose-5-phosphate synthase activity. The record is from RefSeq and is a predicted model, not a curated record. Lineage: Eukaryota; Viridiplantae; Streptophyta; Magnoliopsida; Poales; Poaceae. Gene Ontology annotation, biological process: terpenoid biosynthetic process.